AUGUCCUUGCAUAGUCCCCAAUUCCCACCAAACAUCAAGAAUCUCUUAAACCUCGCACCUAUUCUGAAUCGGCACCUCGGCACACAGAUUCGGGCCCGCUCCGAACUGGUAGUUGGGCACGUUCAACCGGAACUGUUUGGUGAUAUCAUUGUUGUUCUUCGACGCCUUGUAACCCGCGCGACAAGCGCAAUGGAAGCGGGUGCCCGUGUUGAUGCACGAGGUCGUGAUGUCGCAGUUGUUUUGGCCCGACAGAGGGUUGCAGGUGCCGCAGACGGGCCUGGUGGGAUUGGCGAGGACGAGGGAGGAGGUGGCCAACAAGAGGCUGGUGAGAAUGGAGAGGGUUUGCAUAUUGGUGGUUAG
Aspergillus bombycis is the source of this 360-nucleotide messenger RNA. RefSeq lists its product as uncharacterized. Bases 1 to 360 code for a protein of 119 amino acids. Lineage: Eukaryota; Fungi; Ascomycota; Eurotiomycetes; Eurotiales; Aspergillaceae. The transcript is spliced from 2 exons. The record is from RefSeq and is a predicted model, not a curated record.